This is a messenger RNA of Calliphora vicina (urban bluebottle blowfly), 7722 nucleotides long. RefSeq names its product AT hook containing transcription factor 1 homolog (gene Elys). Lineage: Eukaryota; Metazoa; Arthropoda; Insecta; Diptera; Calliphoridae. The transcript is spliced from 10 exons. The record is from RefSeq and is a predicted model, not a curated record. The coding region runs from base 225 to 7583 and encodes 2452 amino acids.
GUAUAAAGAAGAAGAAAAUCAGCUAAUCAACCAAAACUGAACAUACGUCUUGUUAAAUUCAAGAAAAACACAAAUGAGUGCGCCGCGAAACGUGAAAAUUGUUGAGAGAAAUAUAUAAAUAAAUAAAAAAUUAAACAAACUUUGAAGUAGUAGAUUAAAUCAUUAACUUGUAAACAUUUUGAGACUUCAUUAAUAUAUCUUUGUCAGAUAUUGUAGUCAGCAUUAUGGAAUGGCACGACAUUGAAGUUGAUGGCCGGCACACAGUGAAAUUCACAGAUUUACCGUAUGUGCCGUUAACGAGCCCCCCUCAAUCAGCAGAUGCUGAUGAAUUGUUUAUUGGUCAAAAACUAGGCGGUAUAAUACGCCAUGGAGAAUGGGCUUGGUUGGCAAGAAAUUCGGUAUUACAAAUAGUUUCAUUGCGCAAUGGCCAAACUAUUUCCAGUUAUGAGUUUUGUGAAUCCCGUGGUUAUGAAAGCUGCUGCAUUAAAUCCGUUGAAGAAAUAUUUCCCAACAAUCCCGAAGUCAUGCUAUUGGCGGUAGUUUUGGAGAGCUUUCGUGGGCCAGGUGGCGGCGGCAGUUAUGUGGCCCUGUACUCGGUAGAGCUGAGUAGUGUUUUGAGUAGUAUUGAAUUAAGUUUACACAUUACUUGUGCCCGCUUUAUGGAUUCGUCCGCUUGUCGUCGUAGUCUCUUGCAAAAUUUUGAUGGAUGUCUGGCUGUUGGAAGCGAAGAAGGCGUUAUUGUUUUAUUGGAUUUGAAUGUUGAAAAAAUAACGUCAAUUCAAAAUGAAAUGCAAGAAGAUAAUUUUGUUCCAUGUCAUAUUGUUGACUAUAGUUUGCCCUUAACAGAAAUUCAUCGCAAUUUUCGUCAGUGUCAACAAGAUGGAAUACAUUUUGGUCUGCAAAUGGAGGUUAUCGAAAGUCCUUGUUCAAUACAAUGCAUACUGCCAAUAGAUUUGAUAUUGGGUCUAGCAAUAGGACUGGAAGAUGGUCGCUUGGCAUUGUAUGAUUUGGCUGAGUUGCAAAUAUUUUAUGUUGCCUUGCCUAAGCCAGAGGUAACGAUGUCGGCAUUAGUUAAAAUGGAUUUUCUUGAGCCUCCGGAUGAUCCACGACCAUGUCUGUAUAUAUGGACACUUCAUGAAAAUGGUGAAAACUUGCAUGCCGUAUUGCACAGUUUAAUGUAUGAAAAACGUUUAAUGGAGGAAGAUGAAUCUAGUACAUAUUUCGAAACAUUUCAAACAAGUUCGGUUCGUUUGCAAUUGCCUCUGGAGGCAACUAAAAGUGUAGCUUUAGCAUGUCAAGCUAUAUCUACCUUAUCCAGCCACGGCGAAGAUGAUUCGAAUUGUUUGUGUGCGAUAUCGUGGUUUUCUGUAUUGGAGGAUAAGAAUAAACUAUUGAUUUUUGAUUUAAAUCAAUGGUAUAAGGAAGAAAUGCCUUUUGUGCUUGAAUAUGGAAAACAUCCAAAUUAUUUGGCUGGCUACAUAUUAAAUGGAGAAUGUACCGGUUUACAUACUCUGCUAAAUUCCAAUAAUAUUGCCCAUUUUAAUUCAAUGCAGAGAUUUGAAGAACACUUUUAUCCCAACUCUUUAAGUUUUGAGGGUUCUUUACUGCAUACCGAAGGUUGUAGGCGUUACAACUGGGAAGGUGCUCAAAAUAGGGUAAUUAAUCUAUUAAGGUCCAGUAAUGCCGCCAUCUUUUUGGAACCAAAUUUUUAUUUUAAUGAAAUUAUACGCACACGCUUGAUGCCUCAAUUUAUAGAGUUGAAUUUGAACUCUACGUUUUCUCGAAAUGCCAAAUAUGAAAUAUUAUUGUCAGCUGCUCUGGAGCAUAAUUGUGUUAGCUUAUUGCGAGAUUGUGCCAAGUCAUGGAUAGAUGGGAGUUUUAUGGGUAAUUUUUCAGCGUCGACCGGUUUGUCGCUGUCCACCCUAACUGACUGGUUAUGGAAAAGAGCUACUAGUAUAAAAACAAGAUGCAAUGAUCUGUGCAAAAGUCUUUUUGAAUUUGGCGGUUAUCCUUUGGAUAGCAGAGAACAAAAAGAACUUGGCUUCAUAACAAGACAACUAAAAUUGUUAUCUGAUCUUUUGAGAGAAAUUUUGGUUUAUGCCAAAAAACAGAUACCCGAGAGAGUGUACAGCGAUUUGGAAAAUAAGCACAGUUCUUUAUGCAUGGCUUCCAGUUAUCAGGAUAUUUUGUUGUGGUUACUUAAUAUAGGUCUUUUACCUGAAGCUUAUCCGCAUAAUGAUAAAAUCAAUGCUGGCAAUGAUCUAGUGCCCUAUCCCUACAAGGAACUUAAAGAAUUGUAUAGAAAUAAACGUUCGUUUUUCGCCAACAUCAACGAAACUUUUAUAUCGAAAAAAUCGGGCAGUUGCAAGCUACUCUUUAUUGACUCGUUUAUCGAACACGUGUGCAAAGGAAAUAUAUUACAUGAGUAUUGGUUGGAAAAUGAAGGUGAUGGUUUGUAUCCCCCCAACUCGUUGGAAUCUAUGCUACGUGUCAUGCUGGUACCCGAUUUGGAUUACGAGAAUAAGUGUGCCAUAAUGUUGUAUUUCUUUUUGGACUUGAAUAUGGCCAUUGAUGAGGAUGCCUAUAAAGAUGUGGUGGCAAAUUUUAUAAAAUUUCCCAGUGUAUUUAAACUUUCGGCCUCAUUGAUCAAGACGGUGCAGGCUUUUUGGAAUCUGGACCACGAUCAAUUUCUGCCGGCCGUAGAUGAGUUCAUUUCGCCGUUCAAUAAAAAUCAAUGCUAUCCUCAGUGGCAAGUUGAGUUGCUUAUCGAAGUGUUGUUAAAUCAAAAAGCCAGCAAUUUGGCUUUAAGAAUUUUAGAGUCUCAGCCUUCCCUAAUAUCGCCACUGCUUAAGUUGAAUACAUUAUUGGCCAAUGAUCUUAUUUCAGAAGCCUUUCAUUUUGUGCGUUCCAAAAAUGAUGAUUCACUCUUGGAAAGGUUUUUCACUUGUUGUCUUUGCAAUGGUCAGUUUGGUGUUAUAAGGGAUUUGGCCUUGAGUGAAAGGGAAGGUUUAAUAUUACAAAAUAUUUUGAAGAAAAGUAAAGCUCCAGGUGCCGAAAGUCUGCAUUUUGUUUAUUUACUGCAAAAAUCAAAAUAUAUUGAAGCCGUCUCCUACAUGGAUGAGCUGUCUAAUAAACCGAAAAGUUUAAAAAGUUCAAUGCAGCAUGAUUCACAAAUGGAUACUCCAAAUUUGGUUCUGUCUGCAUUCAACACUACUAUGACUCCCGUUACACAGGGUUUGACAGAUGUUUAUUUUCGUAUAAAAAAUAAAAUCAAGAAAAAGGAAGUCGAUAACAGAUCGCCAGUUCCUUUAAGUUGUCAGCUCAUUAAACAAAAUGCCAACAGUUUAUUGGGGGGAAUUUAUCACAGUUCGGCUUUAAGUGCCCAUUUCGCCACCUAUUAUUGGGGUGAAAUGGAAGAACAGACUAAACAGGCCAAACACUUGCUAAAUUCGAAUAAUGCUCCCUUCUUGAGGAGACCACAGAUCGACACGAAUUGUAUUGAUUAUUUGACCCAAAAUAAUAUAUCUUAUCCUCAAGCCUACAAAGUCACCGAAAAACGUACAUUGGUGGAGAGUGAAGUGCUGGAUAAUGAGAAUGAUGAAUUCGAAAGACAAAAGGUUGAACAUAAAUUAAACCCCAAGAAGAAACGGCGUUUAAUAGGUCAAGAAAUUGUCGACGAUUUAUCACACUUUAUGAAAAUGAACAAGACUUCGAACAAUUUAAAUGCUUCGGAGUUUGCAUUUGGUCCGGAGCAAACUAGUCAAACAUUAGAGCAAACUAGAAAAAAUUCUUUGGAUUUACUGACACGACCCUUACUGACUAAACCAGCAGGUCAUGGUCAAGAGGUCGAAGAACUUGCAACAACUAUGCCAGAAAUACAUGGUAUUCUGAAGACCAAUACACCAGAACCAGGGCAGCUGCAACGAGAGCCUCCAGUGGAAGAAGAGAAGAAUUUACGUUUUAGACUUCCUUCUGCAGAUGCAAGCACCACACAAAUAAAUAUUGAGGUGACACGAAGUGAAGAUACACUUGAACAAAUGGAAGUUGCUCAGGAAGAGGAGGAAAAUAGGCCUUGUUCAUUAUCAGUUUCGCCGAAAUUCAAACAAAUUUCCCGGGCUGUGUCAGAGGAGUCAAAUAAGAGCUCUGUCAGUUCAAGCAACCAAUCGGAGGAGAAUUUCUAUUCACCAUUGUCAUCCCAAAAUAAUUCUAAAUUGGAUUGUUCAAAUCUGAGUAAAUAUAGUUUCAUGAGUGGGCCCCAAAAAAGAAAACCCUUAGCCAGACUCUCGGCCGAUCGUUCGGAAAAAUCUCUAACACCCGAACCUGAAACAAAAUCCACAAAUUUAACUUCCCUUAACAAAUCAAGUAAUUUGGGUUAUGCUACCGCCUUGGAAUCGGCCCUAAAAUCCAGAAUUUCGCCCAGGAGAUCAAUAGAAAGAUCUAGCUCAGAACACUUGGACAAAUCUGUUACAAGAGACCAAUUUGUUGUAAGAAAGGAAUCCAGUAAUGCUGCCUACGUAACUGCUUUUGAUACACAUACCAAAACUAUGUCAUUUGCCUCGUCCAGCUUAAAAUUACAAGUAACUCAAACAACCAGUGGUUUUGGCAGCAUUGCCUCACAUAGCACUUUUGCAGGCAGUAAAAUCAAUGAAUUUUUGCCAAAAGUGUCUUCAUCCAAGGUUGGCACCACCCCUGUAAAAACUAUUGAUGAUAAUAAACCACCAUCCCCAACCAAACUUUCCGAAUGUUCAACAGUAUUGGGUUCUUUAACAACAUUCGAAUGUACUAAUACCGGUUCAAAUAACGUAUUCGCUAUGCCCAGCAUGCCCUUGGAAAAAAAUAAACCAAGCCUUGAGAAGCCUACCGAAGAGCAGCAACGCCAAAUGUUAGAAACCACAUUAGGCAUGAGUACGUAUGAUUUCUCCAUAUUGGAUUCUACGUCUUUGCAACAAACUAAAUCAUCUCUAAUGGUAACAGCAAAAGAUGUCUCCUUCAGAAGAGAAACAUCCAAUACAGCUGACAGUAAAAAUUCAGAAUUGGCCGAAGAAUUAAAUGAACAAAUGGAAUGCGAAGAACAUGAAGAAGAACAAAUGAAGGGAGACCCUGAACUAAAGAAGGAACAUUUGAUUGAAAUACAAAAGGAAUCAAGCACAUUUGAUUUUAGGGAAGAAUCCAAUGAUGAUUGUAUAGUAUUAUCGUCAUCAUCUUCAUCAGCUUCUCUGCCAGAUCACGAAGAAGAUGAUAGUGAUAAUGAUAGAGAGGAGGGUGGACAUGAUAAUGAAGACGAAGAAAAUUCCGAACUUGGAGAGAACAUCGAGAGCGAAGAUUAUGAUGAAGAAGGAAAUGACGAAGAAUUAUCAAUCGACGAAACAGACAAUCCAACAGAUACCGAAAAUGAGGAUGUCAUACAACUUAUAGAAGAUUCUUCAUCAGAUGUACGGCAACCAGAAACCAACUAUUAUGAUGAAAGUGACAGUGAUGAUGUCAAAGUGGUAGAAGAUGAGCCAACGCCUCUAGCGAUUGAAAAUAUUGAGAAAGCAGACGACAAGCUGUCUGUUAUGGAGAAAGAAGAAACUAAGGUCAUCUCUACUUAUAUUAUUCAAGAAGAAAAAUCGGAAGUGAUUGAAGAUAAACAUGAAGAUGUGAAUGAUGUUGAAGUUGUAGAAGUUGCAGCCUUUACUAUAAGUGAAAUACCAUCAUCGCCGGCAAACAAGUCUGAAAUACACGAUUCGAAUCCUGUUGAUGAUUCCGAAAAAAUAUCAGGAGCUUCAAAUAAACCAUCUGAAGGAGACAUACAGAUAAAUGAAAACGUUGGUACGUCCACAACUGAAAUUAUGAAUGAAACAGCAGCUGAAACAGAUAAUGUAAAACAAGAUGAUAUUAUGGAUACAUCUGUUAUUUCGGGCGUCGCUCAGGAAGAUCAUGAGCCGGUAAAAAUGCAGAAUAAAGAAGAACUGAAUGCAGAAACUGCAAAAGUGUUGUCUAAACCACACAUUUCAGGCUCGAAAGAUAUUAACACAGAAGAGUUUUUAUCUGAAAAUAAAGAUCCUCAAUUAUCAAAUUCAGAAAAGGUUGAAGAAUGUGUCGAAAAACCCGAAGUAAUCGAAGAAGAACCAAUAUCCUUAAUAAUGGAAGACUCAAUGGAUGCUUCAGAUUCCAAUAAAGAAAAACAAAUUGAAAUUAAACCCACAGAGGAAACUAAAGUAGAUACAGCAAGAGAAGAGGAAGAAAAAUCGGAAGUAAUCAUUGAGGCAGAUCAAAUAAAUAAAAAUGUCGAUGAGAAGAACGAGGAAUUAAUGGUUAAAGAACUGGAAGUGGCUAGUACGUCCAUAUCCACGCCACGCAAAUUACGAAAUUUAAGGGGUUCAUCAGUACCUCCUAUUGACUUGGAGCUUAAUGUUGCAGCAGUUCAAUCACCACGCAGAAAUUCACGAGGCAUAUCUGUUCCUCCGCAAAGUACCACUGAAUCGGAAGAGUUCUCCAAUCUCACCCCACGCACACGUCGCAGUGUAAGAGCGAGUUCUUUGCAACCAAAAUAUAAAAUGGAUGAUAUUGAAACGGAAACACCACGCAAACGUGAGAAAACACAAGAGGCAGAAAGUCCUUCAGCAAGUUCAAGAGCAACACGGGGAUCAUCUGUUCCUACCAAUACGGUAGCUGGUAAAAUAUCUACACGUCGUCGUUCCGUUUUAUUGGAUGCAAUUAAUGAAGAUCCCGCAAGCCUGGAUUCUCCUUCAACACGUACUCGUUUAAGGUCGCGUCUAAAUUCGAUGGAUAGUGAACUGGAUUCAUCAAUUGUUAGUGCUACAGAUCAGUUAGUGCAAUCUAAACGUUCCCGUAGGACAUCCAUAUCAAGUAAUAUCUCCGAAUUGCCUCUAACACCCAAACGCACAAGACGCAAUAGCAUUAGCUCCCAGCCGGAAACUAGUGCUGUACUUACACCACGCACUCUAAGAGGUCGUAGUGUUCUAUCUGUGCAUGAAGAAGACUCUGAGAGCAUUCCAGCCUCGCCCAGACCAACUAGUAACAAACGAAUUGGCAUCAAACGUAAAACAAGUAUCACCGAAGAACCAUCUACUGAAAGCCAAGAGCAAACUGAUCAAAUUUCACCCAAAAGUGAUCAUUCACCAGUUUCUGAAGUUUCAUAUUCUACAUCACGUCGACUGACACGCACUCAAUUGGCCAUUAUGGAAAAAUCGUCGGCAUUAUCACAGCAAUUUGCUCAGAACGCAGUGGCUAAAGAAUCAAACACAAUUUCUCCGCCUCUCAACAAACGCACAGCAAAAUCGCGUUCUACACGUUCAUCCAACGCUCAUGCCGAUAGUGAUGAUGCAGAAUCGGUCUCAUCAAAAAUUAGCACAGCCUCGAGUGUGACUGGUACCAAACGUCGCGUAACAAGAAGAUCCAUUAAAGAAAAGGAUGAAAUUGAAGAUGAUGGGGCUAGCAUUGCAAGUUCCGUUGGUAGUGAAAAGCAUCAAAGACCUCGUCGUUCGAAGGAUAAAAGUUCACCUAAUACGACUUUAACUGCCAUACCAGAAGAUGGACCCGUUGAAACAAAGAAGCGAGGACGACCAACCAAACACUAAAAUAUUGUGGGACAUUUUUUAUUGUAUUACAAUAGAAUCGGAUGUUUUCAUCAUAUUUUUUAUCUUUAAUGUUUUCCUUUGUAUUUUUAUUAAAAAUUUUCAAUAAAAUACAGCCGUUUUAAUAAACAUACAUACAUAA